This is a messenger RNA of Stegastes partitus (bicolor damselfish), 15725 nucleotides long. RefSeq names its product ryanodine receptor 2a (cardiac) (gene ryr2a). Gene Ontology annotation, biological process: striated muscle contraction; intracellular calcium ion homeostasis; release of sequestered calcium ion into cytosol by sarcoplasmic reticulum. Gene Ontology annotation, molecular function: ryanodine-sensitive calcium-release channel activity; calcium ion binding; protein binding. NCBI's taxonomy places the organism in Eukaryota, Metazoa, Chordata, Actinopteri, Pomacentridae. Gene Ontology annotation, cellular component: sarcolemma; smooth endoplasmic reticulum; calcium channel complex. The transcript has 113 exons. The record is from RefSeq and is a predicted model, not a curated record.
AGCCGCUCCGUGUGAACGCUAACCAUGGCUGAAGGAGGAGAAGGCGAGGACGAAAUCCAGUUCCUGCGGACAGAUGACGAGGUGGUCCUACAGUGCUCAGCUACAAUCCACAAAGAGCAACAGAAACUCUGUCUGGCUGCUGAAGGCUUCGGAAACAGACUGUGCUUCCUUGAGUCCAUCUCCAAUUCCAAGAAUGUGCCUCCCGAUCUGUCCAUCUGCACUUUUGUGUUGGAGCAGUCGCUGUCAGUACGAGCCCUUCAGGAGAUGCUGGCCAACACAGAGGAGAAGGCUGACGGGACGGCCCAAGGUGGGGGUCAUCGCACGCUACUGUACGGACAUGCUGUCCUACUACGACACUCCUACAGCGGAAUGUACCUGUGCUGCCUGUCCACCUCCCGGUCUUCCACAGACAAACUGGCUUUUGAUGUGGGACUGCAGGAGGACACCACAGGCGAAGCAUGUUGGUGGACCAUCCAUCCAGCAUCAAAGCAACGCUCAGAGGGAGAGAAGGUUAGAGUUGGAGAUGAUCUCAUCUUGGUCAGCGUCUCCUCUGAAAGAUAUCUGCAUCUGUCCUAUGGUAAUGGCAGUCUCCACGUAGAUGCGGCCUUCCAGCAGACACUGUGGAGUGUGGCUCCCAUCUGUUCUGGCAGUGAAGUAGCACAAGGUUUUUUGGUUGGAGGGGAUGUCCUGCGUCUCCUUCACGGUCACAUGGACGAGUGUCUCACUGUUCCAUCUGGGGAACAUGGGGAUGAGCAGAGGAGGACAGUGCACUAUGAGGGGGGAGCAGUGUCCAGUCAUGCCAGGUCCUUGUGGAGGCUGGAGACACUACGGGUGGUGUGGAGUGGUAGUCAUAUCCGCUGGGGUCAGCCGUUCAGACUGAGACAUGUUACCACAGGGAAGUAUCUGAGUCUCAUAGAAGACAAGUCUCUGCUGCUGAUGGACAAAGAGAAAGCUGAUGUCAAGUCUACAGCCUUCUGUUUCAGGUCCUCCAAGGAAAAAUUGGACCCUGGUGUGAAGAAGGAGAUGGAUGGGAUGGGCAUUCCUGACAUUAAGUAUGGUGACUCUGUGUGUUACAUCCAACACGUUGACACCUGUCUGUGGCUUACGUACCAGACUGUUGAUGCCAAGUGUGCCCGCAUGGGUGGAGUACAGAGAAAGGCCAUCAUGCACCAUGAGGGUCACAUGGACGAUGGACUAACGUUGUCUCGGUCGCAACACGAAGAAAGCCGCACUGCCAGGGUCAUCCGGAGCACUGUCUUUCUGUUCAACCUCUUCAUCAGGGGUCUGGACAAACUAAGAAAAAAGGGAAAGAGCUCUACCUUGGAUCUCCCGAUAGAUUCAGUCAGCCUGAGUCUGCAGGAUCUGAUUGGCUACUUCCAACCAGCUGGAGAUCAUCUGGAGCAUGAAGACAAGCAGAAUCGACUUAGGGCUCUAAAGAAUCGGCAGAACCUCUUCCAAGAGGAGGGGAUGAUCAGCCUGGUAUUGGAAUGUAUUGAUCGUCUCCACGUCUACAGCAGUGCAGCUCAUUUUGCUGAGGCAGUUGGAAGGGAUGCUGGAGAGGCCUGGAGCUCCAUUCUCAACUCCCUCUACCAACUACUGGCUGCACUCAUCAGAGGAAACAGGAAGAACUGUGCCCAGUUUUCUGGCUCGUUGGACUGGCUGAUUAGCAGAUUGGAGCGACUGGAGGCUUCUUCUGGUAUAUUAGAAGUGCUUCACUGUGUGCUGGUGGAGAGUCCUGAGGCACUAAACAUAAUCAAAGAGGGGCAUAUCAGAUCAAUUAUAUCUCUGCUGGACAAGCAUGGUCGCAAUCACAAGGUUCUAGACGUGUUGUGUUCACUGUGUGUGUGUCACGGCGUGGCAGUGCGCUCUAACCAGCACCUUAUCUGUGACAACCUGCUGCCAGGAAGAGAUCUGUUACUGCAGACCCGCCUGAUCAACCACGUAAGCAGCUUGCGUCCCAACAUCUUCCUUGGUGUCAGUGAUGGUUCUGCUCAGUACAGGAAAUGGUACUACGAGUUGAUCGUGGAUCAGGCAAUACCAUUUGUAACAGCAGAGGCCACUCACCUUAGGGUGGGCUGGGCCAACACCAGUGGCUAUGCACCCUACCCCAGUGGAGGGGAGGGUUGGGGAGGCAACGGUGUGGGUGAUGACCUCUAUUCCUAUGGCUUUGAUGGACUUCAUCUUUGGUCAGGCUGCAUUGCACGAACAGUUAGCUCACCCAAUCAGCACCUUCUGCGAUCGGAGGAUGUGGUGAGCUGCUGCCUGGACCUCAGCGUCCCCAGUAUCUCCUUCAGGAUCAAUGGCCAGCCAGUUCAGGGCAUGUUCGAAAACUUCAACUCUGACGGCCUCUUCUUCCCUGUGGCCAGCUUCUCUGCUGGGGUCAAGGUGCGUUUCCUACUUGGAGGCCGUCAUGGGGAGUUCAAGUUCCUCCCUCCUCCAGGUUAUGCUCCUUGCUGUGAGGCGGUGCUGCCCAGAGAGAAGCUGAAGCUUGAAGGCGGUCAGGAACAAACUGCAAAUAAAGACUUACUGGGACCCACUAUCACAAUGAGCCAGGCAGCAUUUACUCCUACACCUGUGGACACCAGCCAGAUUGUUCUUCCUCCCCACUUGGAGAGGAUCAGGGAGAAACUUGCAGAAAACAUCCAUGAACUGUGGGUGAUGAACAAGAUAGAACUGGGCUGGACCUACGGUGCAGUGCGAGAUGAUAACAAGCGACAGCACCCCUGUCUGGUGGAGUUCUCAAAGCUUCCUGAACAAGAACGGAGCUACAACCUACAGAUGUCCCUGGAGACUCUCAAAACUCUCCUGGCUUUGGGAUGCCAUGUUGGCCUAGCAGAUGAGCAUGCCGUAGAGAAAGUCAAGAGCAUGAACCUGUCACCAACCUAUGAGUUGUCCAGUGGUUAUAAACCUGCUCCUCUGGACCUGAGUCACAUCAAACUGACCUCCACCCAGGAAGCCAUGGUGGACAAACUGGCUGAGAAUGCACACAACGUCUGGGCAAGAGACCGCAUCCGCCAGGGCUGGACGUACGGCAUCCAACAGGAUGUGAAGAAUCGUAGAAACCCUCGUUUGGUCCCCUACACUCUGCUGGAUGAGAGAACAAAGAAGUCCAACAAAGACAGUCUGAGAGAGGCCGUCAGGACUUUGUUGGGAUAUGGAUACAACCUGGAAGCUCCUGACCAGGACCAUGCAGCACAAUCUGACCUCAGCAAUAUGUCUGCUGAGAGGUUCCGCAUUUUCAGAGCAGAGAAAACCUACUGUGUUAAUGCUGGGAAGUGGUACUUUGAGCUGGAGGUUUUGACAGCUGGAGAGGUGAGGGUGGGAUGGGCAAGGCCAGGAUGUCUACCAGACCAGGAGCUAGGAUCUGAUGACCAGGCCUUUGUCUUUGAUGGUUUCAAGGUCCAGCGCUGGCACCAAGGCAAUGAGCACUUUGGGCGUGCCUGGCAGACGGGGGAUGUGGUGGGCUGUAUGGUGGAUCUGAAUGAGCACACCAUGAUGUUCACACUCAAUGGAGAAGUGCUGCUAGAUGAUUCUGGAUCUGAGUUGGCCUUCAAGGACUUUGAGACUGGCGAAGGUUUUAUUCCAGUAUGUAGUCUGGGCGUGUGCCAGGUGGGGAGGAUGAACUUUGGCAAAAACGUCAGCACUCUAAAGUACUUCACCAUCUGUGGCCUGCAGGAAGGCUAUGAGCCAUUCGCUGUCAAUAUGAACCGGGACGUCACCAUGUGGCUCAGCAAGAGGCUGCCUCAGUUUGUACCUGUGCCCCCCAACCACCAACACAUUGAGGUGACAAGAAUAGAUGGGACAGUGGAGUCGUGUCCGUGCCUAAAGGUCACCCAGAGGUCAUUUGGCUCACAGAACAGCUACACUGACAUUACGUUCUACAGACUGAGCACGCCCAUAGAGUGUGACGAAUCCAGAUCCUCACCUAGCAGCACUGUCUUCUCACCAAAGAGGGAGCUGGAAGACUUUGAAACUGUGUCAGACUUUGAGGUUCUGAUGAAGACGCCUCACGGUCACAAUGGUCCCAACGGACCUGACAGAGACGAAUUCAACAACCACAAAGAUUAUAACCAGGAGAAGCCGUCAAAGCUCAAACAACGGUUCACACUGAAGAGAAACAAACCAGACAACAGCUGUCCCUCAUCUGCUCGUCUGUCAGAGGAAGUGAUGGCUGACGACAGAGAUAGCUACGAAUUCCUCAUGCAGGCGUCUACUCACUACUACUCAGUCCGGAUCUUCCCUGGUCAGGAGCCCAGCAGUGUUUGGGUGGGCUGGGUAACUUCUGACUUCCAUCAGUACGACCCGGGAUUCGAGCUGCACAACGUCCGAACUGUCACUGUUACCCUGGGAGACGAAAAGGGCAAAGUUCAUGAGAGUAUAAAACGCAGUAACUGUUACAUGGUGUGGGCUGGAGAGAGCAGCAGUCCUGGUCAGGGCAGAAACAACAACGGCUUAGAGAUUGGCUGUCUGGUUGACACAACAAACGGUUUGCUGACUUUCACAGCCAAUGGCAAAGAACUCGGCACGUACUACCAGGUGGAGCCCAGUACUAAGCUGUUCCCUGCAGUCUUUGCCAAGGCCACCAGUCCUAAUGUCUUCCAGUUUGAACUGGGCCGUAUUAAGAAUGUGAUGCCCUUGUCAGCUGGUCUGUUUAAGAGUGAGAGGAAGAAUCCAGUUCCCCAGUGUCCUCCACGGCUUCAUGUCCAGUUUCUCACUCCGGUCUUAUGGACUCGUGUUCCCAAUCACUUCCUCAAGGUCUCUGCAUCCAGAGUGAAUGACCGACAUGGCUGGCAGGUCCAUUGUAAUGAACCACUGCAGUUCAUGUCUCUACACAUACCAGAGGAGAACAGGUCGGUGGAUAUCCUGGAGCUGUCUGAACAGACAGACUUAUUAAAAUUCCACUACCAUACCCUCAGACUGUACUCUGCAAUCUGUGCUUUGGGAAACAAUCGGGUGGCUCAUGCCCUCUGCUCCCACGUUGACGAGGCACAGCUCCUGCAGGCUAUCGAGAAUAAGUAUAUGCCAGGCCUGCUUCGUGCAGGCUACUACAACCUCCUCAUUGACAUCCACCUGAGCAGCUACGCAACAGCUCGCCUCAUGAUGAACAAUGAGUACAUUGUUCCCAUGACUGAUGAAACAAAGAGCAUCACCCUGUUUUCAGAUGAGAAGAAGAAGCAUGGCCUGCCAGGCAUUGGACUCAGCACCUCCCUGAGACCCAGAAUGCACUUCUCAUCCCCGAGUUUUGUAUGCGGGGCUGGACCAUCGGGUCGUAACAAUGGCAGCAAUGGAUCAGGAUCAGGAGACUUUUUUCAGUACAGCCCAGAGUUCCCCUUAGAUAUACUGAAAGUUAAAACCAUUGAGAUGCUGACAGAGGCAGUACGAGAGGGAAGCAUGCAUGUACGGGAUCCAAUAGGAGGAAGCACAGAGUUUCUGUUCGUCCCCCUCAUCAAACUUUUCUACACCAUGCUCAUCAUGGGAGUUUUCAAAAACGGAGACCUAAAGAACAUCCUCCGACUGAUUGAACCAUCUGUGUUCUCUGAACGAGAUGAGCAGGAGGAGAUCCGCAUGGAGCUGGAGACUGUGAAGGAUGUGGAAUCUAAGGGAGGAGGAGAGGAUGGUGGGAGUAAAAUGCCUAAAGAAGGCCUGUUACAGAUGAAGCUACCAGAGCCUGUAAAACUCCAGAUGUGUCAUGUGCUGCAGUACCUGUGUGACUGCCAGGUGCGCCACCGGAUCGAGGCGGUGGUGGCUUUCUCUGAUGACUUUGUGGCCUGUCUUCAAGACAACCAGCGGUUCCGCUACAAUGAGGUGAUGCUGGCACUCAACAUGUCUGCAGCCCUCACUGCCAAGAAGACCAAAGAGUUCAGAUCUCCUCCUCAGGAACAGAUCAACAUGCUGCUGAACUUUAAGGAUGAGAAACAGGAGUGUCCCUGUCCAGAAUACAUCAGAGAACAGCUGCUCGACUUCCAUGAAGAUCUGAUGAGACACUGUGGUAUAGAGUUGGAUGAGGAGAGAGGCAUAGACAGCGACAGUGACGCGACCAUACGAGGUCGACUGAUGUCGCUGGUGGAGAAGGUGGCUUAUUUGAAAAAGAAGAUGGCCAGUCUGCCGAAGGAGAAAAAAGACAGAAAACCCAGUACGUUGCAGCAGUUGAUUUCCGAUACGAUGGUCCGCUGGGCUCAGGAGUCGGUUAUAGAGGAUCCAGAGCUGGUUCGGGCCAUGUUUGUCCUGCUGCACCGCCAGUAUGACGGCAUUGGAGGGCAGGUGCGGGCUCUUCCUAAGACCUAUACAAUAAACUCUGUAUCGAUAGAGGACACCAUCAACCUGUUAGCUGCUCUGGGUCAGAUCAGAUCUCUGCUGAGUGUCCGAAUGGGAAGGGAAGAGGAGAAACUGAUGAUCAGAGCAUCUCCAUCUAUGCGAGGAUCUACUCCUCUAGAUGUAGCUGCAGCAUCAGUCAUGGAUAACAAUGAGCUGGCCCUGGCUUUAAGAGAGCCAGACCUGGAGAAGGUGGUGCAGUACCUGGCAGGCUGUGGGCUGCAGAGCUGUGCGAUGCUGGUCCGUAAAGGAUACCCUGACAUUGGCUGGAACCCUGUGGAGGGGGAGCGAUACCUUGACUUCCUGCGCUUUGCUGUCUUCUGUAACGGUGAAAGCGUGGAGGAGAAUGCCAAUGUUGUGGUGAGGCUUCUUAUUCGCCGACCAGAAUGUUUUGGGCCUGCUCUUCGAGGUGAAGGCGGUGAUGGGUUGCUGGCAGCGAUGGAGGAGGCUAUUAAGAUCUCUCUUGACUCCUCCAGAGAUGGUCCCUCUCCUACAUCUGAGAGCAGCAAGACACUUGACAUGCAGGAGGAAGAGGAAGAUGAUACCAUCCACAUGGGAAAUGCCAUUAUGACCUUUUAUGCUGCUCUCAUUGACCUGCUGGGCCGCUGUGCUCCAGAGAUGCAUCUAAUCCAUGCUGGGAAAGGUGAAGCAAUUCGCAUCAGAGCCAUUUUGAGGUCACUCAUUCCCAUUGAAGACCUGGUUGGAGUCAUCAGCAUUCCAUUCUCAAUGCCUAACCUGGGUAAAGAUGGGUCCGUUGUGGAGCCCGACAUGUCAGCUGGUUUUUGCCCAGACCAUAAAGCAGCUAUGGUCCUGUUCCUGGACCGUGUCUACGGUAUAGAAGACCAGAAUUUUCUUCUCCACCUCCUGGAGGUUGGAUUCUUACCAGAUCUGAGGGCUGCUGCCUCUCUGGACACUGUUGCUCUCAGUGCCACAGAUAUGGCACUCGCCCUCAACAGGUAUUUGUGUACAGCAGUGUUGCCUCUAUUGACCAAAUGUGCUCCACUGUUUGCGGGGACGGAGCCAUUCGCCUCACUGAUUGACUCACUCCUUCACACGGUCUACCGCCUGUCCAAAGGCUGCUGCCUUACCAAGGCCCAGAGGGAUUCCAUAGAGGAGUGUCUGCUAGCUGUUUGUGGGAAGCUAAGGCCUUCAAUGAUGCAGCAUCUGUUGAGGAGGCUGGUGUUUGAUGUUCCUCUGCUUAACGAACACACCAAGAUGCCUCUAAAGCUGUUGACCAAUCACUAUGAGCGUUGCUGGAAGUACUACUGCCUUGCUGGAGGUUGGGGCAGUUUUGGAGCAGCUUCAGAUGAAGAACUUCACCUCUCCAGGAAACUAUUCUGGGGAAUAUUUGAUGCUCUGUCACACAAGCGGUAUGACCAGGAGCUGUUCAAGCUGGCGCUGCCAUGUCUCAGUGCUGUGGCUGGAGCUCUUCCUCCAGACUACAUGGAGUCCAACUACAUGGCCAUGAUGGAGAAACAGUCAUCAAUGGACUCUGAAGGAAACUUCACUCCACAACCUGCAGACACCACAAGUGUGACUGUCCCGGAGAAACUGGACUAUUUCAUAACCAGAUAUGCAGAGCACAUCCAUGAGAAGUGGUGUAUUGAAAGGUUUUCCAAUGGCUGGUCGUACGGAGAUCAGAUGUGUGAAAUCAGCAAGAGUCACCCUCUACUGAAACCAUACAAGGGCAUCUUUGAGAAGGAUAAAGAGGCGUACUGCUGGCCAGUCAGAGAGUCUCUGAAGACCAUGCUGUCGUGGGGCUGGAGCAUUGACAGGAUCAGAGAGGGAGACCCUGCCAGCCUCCACAACAAGUCCAGAAGGAUAUCACAGGCCAGUCAGCUGUCUUUUGAAGGAGCUGCAGCUUUCAGCCCAAGACCCAUUGACAUGAGCAAUGUUACACUGUCCAGGGACAUGCAGUCUAUGGCAGAGCUGCUUGCAGAGAAUUAUCACAAUAUUUGGGCCAGGAAAAAGAAAAUGGAACUGGAAGCCAAAGGUGGAGGAAACCAUCCCUUGCUGGUCCCUUAUGACACACUGACUGCCAAAGAGAAAUCCAAAGACAGAGAAAAAGCACAAGACAUCCUCAAGUUCCUCCAGAUUAAUGGUUACACUGUGUCCAGAGGGGUGAAGUCACAGGAGCUGGAUACUCCAGCAAUAGAGAAACGAUUUGCGUACACCUUCCUCCAGCAGCUCAUCACAUAUGUUGACCAGGCCCACCAACACAUGGUGGAGUUUGAUCUUGGAACGAAGCCGAAGGGAGAGAAGGUUCCUCACGAACAGCAGAUCAAGUUCUUUGGAAAGGUUGUCUUGCCUUUGGUGGAUCAGUACUUUAAAAACCACAGGCUGUACUUCCUGUCCACAGCCAUCCAUCCAAUCAGCAGUGGUGGCCAUGCCUCCAACAAGGAGAAGGAGAUGGUGACAAGUCUUUUCUGCAAACUGGGAGUUCUUGUCAGACAUAGGAUAUCCUUAUUUGGUAACAAUGCCACAUCCAUAGUCAACUGCCUGCAAAUACUGGGACAAAGCCUGGAUGCCAGAACAGUGAUGAAGACUGGCCUGGAGUCAGUGAAGGCGGCUUUGCGGUCAUACUUCGACAGUGCGGCCGAGGAUUUGGAGAAGACUCAAGGGAACCUGAAGCUUGGUCAGUUCACUCACAGCAGAGAGCAGCCACGAGGUGUCACCCAAAUCAUCAACUACACCACAUUCGCCCUGCUGCCUGUCCUCUCCUCCCUGUUUGAACACAUUGGACAGAACCUGUUUGGAGAAGACCUCAUACUGGAUGAUGUCCAGGUCUCCUGCUACAGAAUCCUCAACAGCCUCUACUUUCUGGGAACCAACAAAAGCAUCUAUGUAGAGAGGCAGCGUCCAGCAUUGGGAAAGUGUUUAGCUGCCUUCUCAGCAGCCUUUCCUGUUGCCUUCCUCGAGCCUCAUAUCAACAAGUUUAACAGCUUCUCCAUCUAUAACAGCAAAGGAAGUAAAGACAGAGGAGCUCUAGGUCUUUCGGGGCAGGUUGAGGAAGUUUGUCCUCUGAUCCCAAACUUAGAGAAAUCUCUGGAAGAGAUCAUGGAGCUGGCAGAGUCUGGCAUGAGAUAUACUCAGAUGCCCCACGUCAUGGAGGUGGUGCUGCCCAUGUUGUGCAGCUACAUGUCUCACUGGUGGGAACAUGGACCAGAGAGUCACCCAGACAAAGCCGACAGCUGCUGCACCUCUGUGACCUCUGAACACAUGAACACUCUGCUUGGAAACAUUCUGAAGAUCAUCUACAACAAUCUGGGAAUAGAUGAGGGGGCCUGGAUGAAGAGACUGGCUGUCUUCUCUCAGCCAAUUAUCAGCAAAGCCAAAGCCCAGCUGUUGAAGACCCACUUUCUGCCUCUGAUGGAAAAACUCAAAAAAAAAGCAGCAGUUGUGCUGAUGGAUGAAGAACACAGCAAGGCAGAGGGGAGGGGUGAGAUGUCAGAGACAGAGCUUCUCAUCAUGGACCAGUUCACCAUACUGGUCAGAGACCUGUAUGCCUUCUACCCUCUCCUCAUACGAUUUGUUGACUACAACAGGGCCAGAUGGCUGAAAGAAUCCAACGCAGAGGCGGAGGAGCUUUUCAGAAUGGUGGCUGAGGUUUUCAUCUUCUGGGCCAAGUCUCAUAACUUCAAGAGAGAGGAACAGAAUUUUGUGGUCCAGAAUGAAAUCAACAACAUGUCCUUCCUCAUCACUGACACUAAGUGUAAGAUGUCUAAGGGAAUAGUUUCAGACCAGGAGAGGAAGAAGAUGAAGAGGAAGGGUGAUCGCUACACGAUGCAGACGAGCCUCAUUGUUGCUACUCUGAAGCGUCUGCUGCCUGUAGGACUCAACAUCUGUGCUCCAGGAGAACAGGAGCUCAUCACACUGGCUAAGAACCGCUUUACUCAGAAAGAUACCGAGGAUGAAGUUCGAGAGAUCAUCAGGAACAAUCUGCAUUUACAAGGAAAGCUGGAGGACCCAGCUAUUCGCUGGCAGAUGGCUCUGUACAGAGACCUCCCUAACCACUAUGAGGAUAGCUCAGACCCAGAGAAGACCGUUGAAAGAGUCCUGGACAUCGCUCAUGUCCUCUUCCACCUGGACCAGCUACAUCAUCUUAAAUUUUUCUGUACUGAGGGGUUCAGUUUGUGUCUUUAGGUUGAGCAUCCUCAGCGCAGUAAGAAGGCCGUGUGGCACAAGCUGUUGUCUAAACAGAGGAAGAGAGCCGUGGUCGCUUGCUUCAGGAUGGCACCACUCUAUAACCUCCCCAGGCACCGGGCUGUAAACUUGUUCCUGCAGGGCUAUGAGAAGUCUUGGAUUGAGGCGGAGGAACAUUACUUUGAAGAUAAACUUAUAGAGGACCUGGCGAAACCAGGUGAGCUGGAGCCACCUGAGGAGGAGGAGGGGGUGAAACACAUUGAUCCACUGCAUCAGCUCAUUCAGCUGUUCAGCAGAACUGCCCUCACAGAGAAAUGUAAACUGGAUGAGGACAAUCUCUACAUGGCCUACGCUGACAUCAUGGCUAAGAGUUGCCAUGAUGAAGAGGAUGAAGAUGGGGAAGUGAAGAGUUUUGAAGAGAAGGAGAUGGAGAAGCAGAAGCUGUUGUAUCAGCAGGCUCGACUGCAUGACCGUGGAGCUGCUGAGAUGGUGCUGCAAACCAUCAGUGCAAGCAAAGGUGAGAUGGGUCCCAUGGUAGCGUCUACUCUGAAGCUAGGCAUAGCUAUUCUCAAUGGGGGAAACUCAACUGUACAGCAGAAAAUGUUGGAUUAUCUGAAAGACAAGAAGGAUGUGGGCUUCUUUCAGAGUCUGGCUGGUCUCAUGCAAUCAUGCAGUGUUUUGGAUCUAAAUGCGUUUGAGAGGCAAAACAAAGCUGAGGGAUUGGGCAUGGUGACGGAGGAGGGAUCAGGUGAGAAGGUCAUGCAGGAUGAUGAGUUCACCUGUGACCUUUUCCGCUUCCUGCAGCUGCUCUGUGAAGGACAUAACUCAGACUUCCAGAACUACUUGAGGACACAAACGGGGAACAAUACCACUGUCAACAUUAUUAUCUCUACUGUUGACUACCUCCUCAGAGUUCAGGAGUCUGUCAGUGAUUUCUACUGGUACUAUUCUGGGAAAGACAUUAUUGAUGAGCAGGGCCAGAGGAACUUCUCCAAGGCAAUAAAUGUUGCCAAGCAGGUUUUCAAUACACUGACGGAAUACAUCCAGGGUCCAUGCACUGGGAACCAGCAGAGUUUGGCUCACAGUCGACUGUGGGACGCUGUGGUUGGCUUUCUUCAUGUGUUCGCUCACAUGCAGAUGAAACUGUCUCAGGACUCCAGUCAGAUUGAGUUACUGAAGGAACUGAUGGAUCUACAGAAAGACAUGGUGGUCAUGCUGCUGUCUAUGCUUGAGGGAAAUGUGGUGAAUGGGACUAUUGGGAAGCAGAUGGUCGACAUGUUGGUGGAGUCCUCGAACAAUGUGGAGAUGAUCCUCAAGUUCUUUGACAUGUUCCUCAAACUGAAAGACCUGACCUCCUCAGAUGCCUUCAAAGAGUAUGAUCCUGAUGGAAAAGGUGUCAUCUCUAAGAGGGACUUCCAGAAAGCCAUGGAGAGCCACAAACACUACACCCAGUCUGAGACUGAGUUCCUGCUCUCCUGUGCUGAGACUGAUGAAAAUGAACUCCUGGACUAUGAAGAGUUUGUGGAGCGCUUUCAUGAGCCAGCCAAGGACAUUGGCUUUAAUGUGGCUGUUUUGCUGACCAACCUGUCGGAGCACAUGCCUCAUGACACCCGACUGCAGACCUUCCUGGAGUUGGCAGAGAGUGUCCUCAACUACUUCCAACCAUACCUCGGUCGAAUUGAGAUCAUGGGCAGUGCUAAGCGCAUAGAGAGGGUCUACUUUGAGAUCAGUGAGUCAAGUCGGACACAGUGGGAGAAACCACAGGUCAAAGAAUCCAAGCGUCAGUUCAUCUUUGAUGUGGUGAACGAGGGAGGGGAGAAGGAGAAGAUGGAGCUGUUUGUGAAUUUCUGCGAGGACACAAUCUUUGAAAUGCAACUGGCUGCUCAGAUGUCUGACGCUGGCGAGCGCUCUGCGGCGAAAGAGGAGAGUGAGCGGGAGAAACCAGAUGAGGAGAACCCAGAGAUGGGCUUCUUCUCCGUUACCACUGUCUGCAUGGCACUGCUAGCUCUCAGAUACAACGUCAUGCUGCUAAUAAAGGUGCUGUCCAUGAAAAGCUUGAAGAAGCAGAUGAAGAAAAUAAAAAACAUGACAGUGAAGGACAUGGUGACCACGCUGGUCUCCUUCUACUGGUCAGUGUUGCUGGGCCUCCUCCAUGUGGCGUUCAGUGUAGCUCGAGGAUUUUGCAGAAUCUUCCACAGCACUUUCAUGGGAGGAAAUCUGGUGGAGGGAGCUAAGACCAUAAAGGUGUCAGAGCUGUUGGCCAACAUGCCCGACCCCACCCAGGACGAGGUUCGGGGUGAGGGGGAAGACAGAGAGAAGAGAUCGUCUGACCGCAGCUCCCCGAAGGAGGACCUGGCUGACCUGGCAGUCAACACCAGUGAGACUGAGCUGUUGUCAGACAUUUUUGGUUUGGACUUAAGAAGGGAGGGCGGCCAGUACAAGAUCACCCCCCAUAACCCCAACGCCAGCCUUACUGAACUCCUCAACUCUCCAGUUCCCUCCUCAACCCCACCUGCAUGUUUUCUGUUUCAGUCAAAAAGCUCUUCCUCAGAGGAGAAGGAAGCGACACCAGAGACUGAAUGUGAACCUGAGAAAACAUCAGAAGGUGGACAUGUAGAGAAACCAGUGAAACAACAGAAGAAUGACAUGGUGAAGCCAAAAGUAAGAAGACACCACACCUUGAAGUCUGAUGAACCUGAUCUGCAGGAAUCACCCUUCCUAAAGAAGAUCAUAGCCUACCAGAGAAAACUACUGAACUACUUUGCCAGGAACUUCUACAAUAUGAGGAUGCUGGCAUUGUUCGUUGCCUUUGCCAUCAACUUUAUCCUCCUUUUCUACAAGGUUUCUACAUCCACGUCUGUGAUUGAGGAGAGGGAAGUGGUGUACACCAGCAGCCAACCAGACAGCAGUGAGGAGGUGAUGGAUGAUGCUGGGGAGCCCCUGAAGCCUGUCACAGUCCGUUUUGUCCUGGAGGAGAGCAGUGGCUACAUGGAGCCCAUGUUACGGAUCCUUGCCGUCAUGCACACAGUCAUCUCCUUCUUCUGCAUCAUCGGAUACUACUGUCUAAAGGUGCCGCUGGUGAUCUUUAAACGUGAAAAGGAGGUGGCCAGGAAGCUGGAAUUUGAUGGCCUUUAUAUCACAGAACAACCAUCUGAGGAUGACAUCAAAGGACAGUGGGAUCGACUAGUAAUCAACACACAAUCGUUUCCCAACAACUACUGGGAUAAGUUUGUGAAGAGGAAGGUGAUGGAUAAAUAUGGGGAGUUUUAUGGCCAUGAUCGGAUCAGUGAACUGCUUGGAAUGGACAAGGCUGCUCUGGACUUCAGCGAUGCUCACAAAAAGAGAAAGCCCAGGAGAGACAGCUCACUGACUGCUGUGCUGAACUCCAUUGACGUUAAGUACCAGAUCUGGAAGCUGGGGGUUGUAUUUACAGACAACUCCUUCCUGUAUCUGGCCUGGUAUAUGACCAUGUCCAUUCUGGGUCACUACAACAACUUCUUCUUUGCUGCCCAUCUGCUGGACAUCGCCAUGGGUUUCAAGACACUGCGUACCAUCCUAUCCUCAGUCACCCACAAUGGCAAACAACUGGUGUUAACCGUCGGCCUGUUAGCAGUGGUGGUGUAUCUUUACACUGUAGUGGCCUUCAACUUCUUCAGGAAGUUCUACAACAAGAGUGAAGACGGAGAGCUGCCAGACAUGAAGUGUGACGACAUGUUGACAUGCUACAUGUUCCACAUGUAUGUAGGUGUGCGAGCUGGUGGAGGUAUUGGCGACCAGAUCGAGGACCCAGCAGGGGACGAAUAUGAGAUCUACCGCAUUAUCUUUGACAUCACCUUCUUCUUCUUUGUCAUUGUAAUCCUCUUGGCCAUCAUCCAGGGCUUGAUCAUUGAUGCUUUUGGAGAACUGAGGGACCAGCAGGAACAAGUGAAAGAAGACAUGGAGACCAAAUGUUUUAUCUGUGGAAUAGGUAACGACUACUUUGACACAGUGCCACACGGCUUUGAAACGCACACGCUACAGGAGCACAACUUAGCCAACUACCUAUUCUUUGUGAUGUAUCUCAUCAACAAAGACGAAACAGAGCACACAGGCCAGGAGUCUUACGUAUGGAAGAUGUACCAGGAGCGUUGCUGGGAGUUCUUCCCUGCAGGGGACUGUUUCCGGAAACAGUACGAGGAUCAACUCAACUGACCCAUUCUCAAAGCAACAGACUCUUCAAGGCCCUCUGCAGCCAUCUUCCCUGUGCUUGACCCUCAAAGCUUUCAUACUGCUCUCUGAGGAACCCCGUAUUCUACCAAUCAACAGGUUCUUCUGUCUGAUCCACUUCCCAAUCCAGGAAGAACCCAGAUGUGCAGGCUUCUCUACAGGCCCCACCCUGAGCCGUCCUCAUCCAGUCAGCCAGCUCGCCAGCUCUGCCCCAACUUCCACCACACUUUGGAAUGCUUCUAAGACUUUGUACAUAGAAAAUAUUAAAUAAUAAUGCUGUACAAUAUGUGACUGGUGGAACGCCAAGGUUUUUGGCUCAGAUGAUGACUACUUUGCUCCAUUUUAUUCUACAUUUACACAGUAACAGUACAGUAACAUACAGUAACAAGCAAAAAAUACGAAGGAAUGAUGGGGCAAUGGAAAAAGGAGACCCAAAGAUGAAAGUUGAAGAGAAUUCUUCAUGUAAGCUUUUCAGGACAAUGAUGGAUAGACAGAGAGCAAGACAGUAGUAUGACGAUGUUUACGACUUUUCAUGUGUACAAUGCACGCUUGCAUGUAGGUGCAGGGGGUGGACACAAAACAAACACCUUGACAGUCUCCUACUAAUCCAGCACAGCAGCACUGCAGGAAUUCUGACUUUUCAGAGGCUUACAUGCUCAGCUUUGGUUGACGUUGGCAAAGAGACGCUGAUCUGAUUUUCAGUUUCUGGAAAAUUUAAAGUGGGAAACACAAAAGGUGUAUAAAAAAAGGUGCCUCCAGUACAGUCACAGAGCUCAAUGAACACCUCUGUGAUACAGUGUCAGCAAAAAUGUACAUUCUUCACAAACAGAGCGAUUGUAUUGGAUUGAAUUAAAGUACAGUUUAGAUGUUACCUUUGGGUCCACACCCUGCACAUGCCAACACUGUGUGUGAAGGGCUCCUUAACUAAGUAUUCACAUUGCUAGCAACAUGAUUAUCAAGUCCAUUUUGUUCCAGUAGGACUGAGCAACCUGCAAACUCAGCCAAAGCAUGGACAAGUCAUGAUCCUCCAUCUGCAUAAAAUCUACAGAAAUAAAUAUAUGUCC